AUGGCUCCCGCGCCGCGCCCGCCGCCGCCCGCCGCCGAGCUGCCCGCGGUGCGGGCGGCGGCGGCGCAGGGCCGCCAGGCCGCGCUGCGGAGCCGGGCGCGGCGUCUGUGCCGGCGGCUGCGGGCGCUGCAGGCGCGGCAGGUGGAGCGGCACGUCCGGCAGCAGCUGGCCGGGCUGGCGCGGUACCUGGGGCGGGCGGGCGGCGGCCUGUCCCCCGCCCUGGGGCCCGACCUGCGGCUCCUGGUGGCCAGCGCCACCGCCCGCCUCCGCGCCACGCAGGGCGCCUGCGACUCCGACGCCACCGACAGCAGCAGCAGCAGCGGCGGCGGCGGCGGCUCCGGCGACGACACUGAGACGGAGGGCGAGAGCGCGGGGCGGCGGCGCCCCGCCGCGGCCUCCCCGCGACAUCAUCAUGCAGAGUGUCAAUGGGCAAUGGAGAGAGCAGCCAUUAUCUGCCGUUGGACAUGGCUGCAGGCACAAAUUUCCGACUUAGAAUAUCGAAUAAGACAGCAGACAGAUAUCUACAAGCAACUUCGUGCUAACAAGGGUCCAGUAGUCCUUGGUGGUGACCAGCAGCCUGAAGACUUGAUGAAGCAGCAGGGCCGACUGCGUUCUGUGUCACUGAUGACCUCCAAAAAGAAUAAGUGCCUCUUGCACUCUUCAUCUUCCAUCACAAAAUGCCCUACAGGAGAUACUCUUUCCUCCCAUUUCUUGCGUAAUAUGGAAAAGCAGAGCUCUGGCCUUACGCAGUCUUUAGGAAACCCUAUGUGUCAAAGUCCCUCUUGUACCCCCAUCAGUGGGUCUCCAGGACCCCCCAAAGCCUGCACCGCGUCACCCCGCCAAGUCAACGGAGUGUUUAACCGUUUGCACACUGGCUCCUCUGGCAGCAAUUCUCAGAUCAGCUUGAAUGCUGAAGAGAUGCUUGACAAACCAAAACAGCUUAAUAGCCUUGUUCCUACAUCAUCUGUAUCGGACAAUACCUGCAUUGCUGCUAGAAUCCGCCCUAUUUGCAAAUACAAGAAGCGCAAGCUUGUCCGAGCUACCUCUGUGUCUCACUUGAGCAGGAAGCCGCUGAAACCUCUAACCAUGAAGUGCAGCUGUGAAUGGCCCAACUCUUGCAUCCUGUGUAGCUGUAAAACCUCUGUCCAGACAGUCGACCCUGAUACCAUGUCAUUAGGAGAGCGUAUAGCACUACUGGAUUCUGGCUUCCAUCCCAUACUCUCCUUAUCUCACGGCAACCCUCUCCACUUACACUUUCAAACCUUACUGAGAGAGGAUAAACUGCAUAGACUACUGAGCUGUAAAUUCACGACUCUGAAGAUGUCCUGUUUUGGAAAGCAAGAAGAUCCAGCUAGCAGCCUGCUUCCAAAGCUACACUCUUCGCUUCUGUCUGCCCCUACUUCAUUAUUUAAAGGGGAAAGGCAGCUUGAAGGAACAUGCAGUCACAGCUUUCCUGUUUCCGGUCCUCAGGCCCAAAGAUACAAUCCUUUGCACCACUCGCCAUCCUUGUACUUGGAGACUUCAACCCCUUCUUCCAGCCAAAUCCCUUUCACCAGCAGCUCAACAAUGCAGUCCUCAAAAAGAAGAAAAGUGGAAUGUUCCUAUGACAUCAAUAACAUUGUGAUCCCAGCAUCAAUGGCAGCAGCCACUCGGGUGGAGAAGCUUCAGUACAAAGAGAUUGUGACACCAAGCUGGAGGAUAGUACAGCUCCGGGAACUGGAGCCUUUCAGUCAAAUGGAUUUUGAGUUGGAGGAUACUUCUGAUGAGAUGUACUUGAGUCAUCACUCCAAAUAUGAAGAACUUGAACGAGCCCAGUGGGAUUCCUGGGCACCAGCCGCUUGCCAUAAGCGAGGAAGCAGGUCCUCCAACAAAGUAGAUGGUCAAUGGACUGGGCAGCCUCAGCCAGCAUCUCCAGUUACUGGACUUAAUUGCCUUAAUGAUCUGUAUAUGCACUCUUCUACUGGCUUGCACAGUCCUGAGACUUGCAACAAUUUGCAGUCUCUCUCCAUAAACAGUAGGACCAGAAUAGUGCUGUCCUGCAAUGAAGGCGCCAGAUCUUGCCCGGAUACGUUAGAUGAAGCAAUAUGGAACGUACAACCUUGGGAGCCUCGCACGUUUCCGCUUUCAGAUGCUGCAUACCAAGCUCUUCUGCAGCAGUCAAAGGAAGAUAGCUGUAAACAGGCUGGUUUUCAACCAUGGGUGUCUAGCCAUAAACAGGGCAUCAGACCAACCUCUGUAGACACUGCUACAUCCAACUUCAGGGAGAUGCAAUUUUCGAGUACACACCUGCAAACAGAUGGCAAUAAAAACAUGGAGGAAUUCACGGUCCAGCAGUGCAACCCAGGAAAGCUUGUCAACAAAGAUAAACCUGACCUGAGGGGUGUAUGAAGUGGUAGAUGCUCAUGCUUCAGUAUCAAAAGGCUGGCUGCUGAACUGGUGCAGCAGAGCAGUAGCAGGGUGGCACUGCUGGGCAUGAGACUUGGUUUCGGCAGGUGAUGUUCCCAGAUCCAGGAGGGGUUUAGGCACCAGAGCUGGCCCUCUGAGAGGGUGGUGCUGUUCAGAAAGACCAGUCUCUGAUCAGCUCUGGAAAAUAAGGCUCAACUGCCUUGUCAGAAGAAGGUUAGGUGCUGCUACAGACACAGCAAUACUGGGCAAUACACAGGAAAAGAGUUGGGUAAAAGGAAUUCCAGUGACAGAAAGGAAACAGAAUUGUUUGAUCUUGAACACUUGAAAGUGUACUAAAGCGUACCAGUUGUUCAUCGGAUGCUUAGUGCCUAGAAGCAGGCAUGUGAACAGGUUUCAGGUAGUGCUCACCCCCUUGGAGAUCAAUUUACAAAUGCCACAGAAGGUCUAAGGAAGUCUUGCUGUGAAUUAGGUAUGAACUGAAGGCCUGAUGAGGAAGAAGGAAGGAGAAAGCCUUUCACUAGUGCUGGUUACUGUUUAUUCUUAAAUACAUGAAAAUUGGGUUCCCCUUGCCUUGCACAAUUGAAGUUUUGUAUCAGCUUUCUUCAAAGAAACUGCAGGUCCAUUUCAUAAUGGUUGUCUUACAGUAUUCUUGCUGUAAAAAAAAUGAUAGCAUGAAUACAACUUUUUUGCAACUUUUUCAGAAUUCCUUCUCUCUUGGGAGAGAAGCUAUUGUCUCAGGGAUUUUAGCAACAAGCCAUAGAAAAGCAAUACAGCUGGGGAAAAAUAUUCUGUAAAAGGGAUGUAAAAUUGUCCACUGCUUCAAGGUGAGCAGGGCAGUAAGCUGUUGUCAGGGAAUGCUCUUGAAUACUGGCAGGUGUGAUAGGUGUCCUGUCAGAACGUGUCAAAUUCAAUACUGCUGUUUAAAAGGACUUGGAACUGUAUUAAGUUAACCAGGAACAGUGAUAUGUUCCAGCAUGACUAAAUCUUUCCGCUGAAAAUAAUUCUUAAGCAAAGAAUGUUUCUCUUGUACAUUCUAGAGCUUAAAAAAAAAUAAAAGUUCUUAUUACCAGUUUGUUAUGGAAUAUACUUGCCUUGCUGCCUUUAAAUGGGAUCUGUUAAGUUUAGAUUUCUGGAUGUUUGAUUGGUCUCAUCAUUCUCUAAUCUCUAGAAGUGUCCUUCCUUACAAGUAUUUAUUUCUGUGUUGGAGUGUUCAGGGGCCAUGGAAAUACCACAGAACAAUUGUGAAGGCAGUGUACUGGUACUGAGAUUCUGAUGAGUGUUUUGGUUGCUGCCAGAAUAUUAAAUAAAUGUAGAAUACACUGCUGUAGUGGUGCACUACCCAAAGCCUACAAAUGGGUAGCUGCAGCCUGGCAGGCAGAAGUAAUUAUCUCAUUUGUACUGCAACAUGUAUGCAUGGAGCAAAAUUAUAGACACUUCAAAAAGAAAAUAAAAAGCCUAAAACUAAGUGGGCACUGCCACACAUGGGUGCACGUUCUUGUUACUGCUUGAGUGGACCAAGGACUUUGCUAUUUUACGUUGAUUUGAAAAUGUGAAAAUUGGAGAAACUCACCUUCAUCUUUUUUUACUUUGCUAGAGUUAAAUAUAGGAGUGAAGCAUAUAAGUAUACUAAAUUUUCUUUUAUAUAAAAGUCUGGUGUAAUUUAUAUAGAUUUUUUUUGCCUGUCACUUUUGAAUUUCUGCAUUGUUUUGAAUGGUUGAAUUCGCAGAUUAGCAGAGAUUCAAUCAAGGCUAGAGUGCUUUAAAAAGGGGAUGUGGGAAAAUUGCUUCAUAAUGACUCAAAAGUACAUUGGACUAAAUGUGAUUAUGAAAUGAUAAAUAAAACUUUUAAAUGUACCUAGCAGUGAA
This is a messenger RNA of Rhea pennata, 4271 nucleotides long. Its product is annotated as KAT8 regulatory NSL complex subunit 1-like. Gene Ontology annotation, cellular component: NSL complex. The record is from RefSeq and is a predicted model, not a curated record. Gene Ontology annotation, molecular function: histone acetyltransferase binding. Lineage: Eukaryota; Metazoa; Chordata; Aves; Rheiformes; Rheidae. The coding region runs from base 1 to 2388 and encodes 795 amino acids. The transcript has 13 exons.